UCUUCCCUCAUUAAUUUCAGAUUUAGCUAUGUUAGCCAUCAGAUCGUCGGAGGAGGAGUCCACUGAGAUGGAGGAGAUGGACACCUCGGAGCCCAACUGGUGCUGGUUCUACCUCGCUGAGUGUGGAGUGUGGCAUAUGUUUGAGAUUGAUCCCAGUGCAGCCUGCUCUGUGACAAGUGCUCAGAUCGAGCAGUGCUACAACAGAAACCAGCGAGGCGUCAUGGAGUUCUACACGGCCAAGUACACCUACAGACUGGACUUCUCAGUGAUGCGGCAGAUAAAUGUAACGACAGGGAAGCAGCGGCCGAUCAAACGCUCCCUCCACUCUGCGACUGGCUUUAGGUUUAUUUGUGAUAAUCCGGCCUUGCCUGUUCCAUGUCACUGGGAGAGAAUCAAUACAGAUGAGCCCUAUCAGAUCAUCCAGCUUGGAAGAGACACCUACGAGUUUAAAGAGGUCGCCAGACUGUACGAACGGACAAUGGAUCAUCCGAUCAAAUCCAUCCAGAGGAUUCAGAACCUGGACUUGUGGGAAUUCUUCUGCAGGAAGAAAACACAGUUGCGAAAAGUCAAGCGCACAUUGGAUAUUGAGGAGCGAAUGCUGUUUCAUGGCACAGGACACAGUAACAUACAAGCUAUAUGUACUUUUAACUUUGACUGGCGGCUCACAGGAAGCCAUGGCGAUGUCUAUGGGAAAGGGAGCUACUUUGCCCGGGAUGCUAAAUACUCCAGUAAAUUCUGUCACACCACAGGGAAGCACAACACCACCCUGCAGAGACACGGCCUCGCCCCUCCAAUAUUUGCUAGUGAGCCGCCCUACAAGUCCAUGUUCCUGGCCAGAGUUCUUGUCGGAGAAUACACAGUCGGUCAUCCCAUGUACUGCAGGCCACCCUCCAAGGACACCAGCUUCACCAGCUUUUACGACAGUUGUGUGGACGACAUGGCCAAUCCAAAGAUUUAUGUCAUUUUUGACAGCAAUCAGAUUUACCCAGAGUAUCUGAUUGAGUUCUACUGAGGCCCAACAACAAGGCAAGUCUGAUCCAGAGCCGAACAGGAGCAUGGCUCAUCUAUAAAGUGCCUUUGGAGAAACUGGGAAAACGAAGACAAUAAAGACUCUGUGUACAGUUUGUGUACUGUACAGUGUAUUCUGGAGCGGGCACUUGUGGUCGGAAUGUUUCUGCAGUGUAAAAAGAUAUUUAAAGAUGGUUUUUUGGGGGAGGGCAUUUUAGCCUUUAAUUGAUAGGGCAGACAAGUGUGAAAGGGGGAGAGAGAGGCUGCAGUUGAACCCGGGCCGCUGCAGCAAUAGCCUUGUACAUGGGGCGCCUGCUCUAUCCACUAAGCCACCGACGCCCCUCUGCAGUGUAAAAAGGAUGAAAUUACUGAUUUGAGAUCAGUCAUUGUGGCAGUUUUGUAUUAGAUGCAGAAAAACGUGCUUGCUUCUUCAAUAUCUGUGCACAGUUUAAAAUAAGAGAGGCACUUGCAGCCUGUAGGUCAGUGAUACUCAACUUACGGGGGCCAAAUCUUGCUCGCAGUAGGGUCCUGGGCAGCCCGUCAACCAUUUUCUAAUUCACUGUAACACAGUGUUAAUUUCGUUAAAGAACACUAUGACAAAAAAAGAGUAUGUCAACAAGAGACAUUGACAAGCUAAAAAUAGAUCAUAAAAACAAUGACGAAACAUAUGAUUAAUUUUCUUCGAUGAGACAAGACAGGACAAAAAUGUUAGUGGUGUACUAUCGGACAUUCGAAAUUAGAAAAGAGGAGAAUAAAUGACCAGUUUUUUCAAUGAAAUUUCAUAGAAAAAUGUUUUAAACUAGGAAGCCAAGAACGGCAGUACUUGCAUUUUUAUAAUGCGAUAUGAGCGAUGUGAGGUCGGAGCGCCUAUGUGUCAGCAAACUCCAGUAAAUAGUCAGUGCUAGAAUAGAGUAGAAUAGAAGUCCUUCGUUGUCAUUGUACCAGUACAAUGAAAUUUAAAAGCUACAACUGUACACGGUGCGAGUUAAAAGGAACAACUGUGACAACCCAGAUUAAUACCUUCAUACCUUCAUCAGACUUGUGAGCUGUAAUUCGGCAGUAAACAAGAAGCUGUAUGUGUCGGAUUGUGGAUGAUGGAGCUGUUGAAUAGAUUUGUGGAGUUUGUAAGUUGCAGCGGUGGCUGUUAGCAGCUAGCUCCGCUUGUUUCAGGGUGAAAUGAAGUUAUUUUUCUGCCUCUUAAAAGUGGGAUUGAUAUGUCUGAGUUUAUGAUGAAUCUGGGAACAAAUCCUAGUUGUCACGUUUGUGAUCUCAAAGUUUUUGAGUCCAUAAAUAGACAGAUGUUGAGCUUUUUUAUUGGCGAUCAGUAAGUGUGUGCAGAUAAAUCAUCCCUUAAACCUGUCCAAAACUCUGCCGGGGAAAUGCAAGUUUGUAAAUGUGAAGAAAUUAUUUGUAGUUGUAGAAAAAAAGUCUAAAUUUUAAGACAUGAUACAACCUGUCACCUUGAUUCCAGUUUCUGAUACCUGUAUUAGGGCUGGGCGAUAUAAGAUAAGAUAAACUUUAUUGUCCCAAGCGGGAAAUUUGUCUUGGGAACAUAGUGCAACAUAGCUGCAUAGCCGUUACAACCAUCAUAUACAAACAAGACACACAGAAGACAACCAUGUAGUACGCAAGGCGCAGAUUUGAAUAACAUAACAGUGCAAUUAGGACUGUACGAUAUAUCGAUACAUUUUCAAGCAAGAUAUUGAUUUAGACAACACUGUUUAUAUUGAUAUAGGGUCAAGCUGCGUUACAUAACGCAUACUAGUGAGCAUCUCGCCUCUCUCAUACUCUCCACACAGCUCCGCCCCACUCACUCACUCACUCACUCACUCACAAGUUCUCCAGCAAC
Epinephelus lanceolatus (giant grouper) is the source of this 2857-nucleotide messenger RNA. Its product is annotated as protein mono-ADP-ribosyltransferase PARP11-like. Lineage: Eukaryota; Metazoa; Chordata; Actinopteri; Perciformes; Serranidae. Gene Ontology annotation, molecular function: NAD+ poly-ADP-ribosyltransferase activity. Gene Ontology annotation, cellular component: nucleus. The record is from RefSeq and is a predicted model, not a curated record.